Mycena indigotica is the source of this 1611-nucleotide messenger RNA. RefSeq lists its product as uncharacterized. Gene Ontology annotation, molecular function: ATP binding; protein kinase activity. Lineage: Eukaryota; Fungi; Basidiomycota; Agaricomycetes; Agaricales; Mycenaceae. Bases 61 to 1611 code for a protein of 516 amino acids. Gene Ontology annotation, biological process: protein phosphorylation. Gene Ontology annotation, cellular component: nucleus. The transcript has 8 exons. The record is from RefSeq and is a predicted model, not a curated record.
GUGGACGCUGUUUUCGGGUUGCAACUCCUUGUCCCCUGCCACGACGACGAGUUGGAGACGAUGCUUGUAGGCCACGCCCUACAGCCCUCUAUGCUGUCGCAAUAUCAUGGGGCGGCACCGAAUGGCUCACAGGUCUUACCCACUCCUCCAUUGGCUACACGCAAGCGCAAACGCGCCCACCAAUAUACCGUCAGUUAUAGCGAGGUCCAGGAGGUGGAUAGCGACGGCAAACUUCGGGAAGUCAUCGUCAUUGAAGACACCCCACCGCCUCCAACUACUCUUUCCCCGUCAAUCCCAUUUUCGACUUCAUAUCAACCCCCCGCCUACUCUGCCCCCAUCCGAACUCGAGCCAGAGCAGCAGCAGAAGCUGCCGCCAGCUCAACAUCUGCCAUCGUACAGCCCCCUUCAAAGAAACGCAAGAAAGAAGUAGAGGAACCACUUCGAGCUCCUCCACCCAAGAAGGCUGCCGUUCCGGUCCCACAAACCAAGUCAUACGACAGCAGAAGUGUUGCGGCUACUGACGAUACUUCCAAAGGACCCGCACAAUGCGACGACAAGGAGGGUCAUUAUAUCAUCCAACCUGACGACCUUAUUUAUCGCCGAUACCGGACCGUCAAGCUACUGGGGCAAGGAACAUUCGGCAAAGUUGUCGAGGCAGUCGACACAGUCAAUGACAGCAGGGUGGCAAUCAAGAUCAUCCGGGCCAUUCCCAAGUACCGCGACGCCAGCAAAAUUGAGGUUCGCGUCCUCAACAAGCUCAAAGAGCGGGAUCCGCUCAACCGACAUAAAUGCAUCCAUCUUCUGCACUGGUUCGACCACAAGAACCACAUAUGUCUUGUUUCUGAGCUGCUAGGCAUGUGUCUCUACGAUUUUCUCAAGGAGAACGACUUCGCACCUUUCCCCCGCCAUCACAUCCAGUCGUUUGCUCGUCAACUGCUCGGCAGUGUCGCAUUUCUUCACGAUCUUCACCUGAUUCACACCGAUUUAAAGCCGGAAAAUAUACUCUUGGUUCAUAAUGACUACAAGAAUGUCCAAAUCAGCGUCCCAGGCAAGCGGAGCGCUCCAUCGAAAGUCAAACGGAUAUUGCUCAACACCGAAAUACGACUGAUCGAUUUCGGCUCUGCGACGUUUGAGAACGAGUACCACUCGACAGUUGUCUGCACCAGACACUAUCGGGCGCCAGAAAUCAUACUAGGCCUUGGUUGGUCCUAUCCUUGCGAUGCUUAUUCACUUGGGUGUAUACUCGUUGAAUUCUUCACCGGCGUUGCACUCUUCCAGACCCAUGACAAUUUAGAGCAUCUUGCCAUGAUGGAGAUGGUCAUGGGCAAGAUGCCAGAACGAUUCGCGCGUGCAGGGGCUCGCUCGAAACCCGAAUUCUUCAAAGAGAACGUUAGACUUGACUGGCCGAAAGCGAAGGCUUCUCGACAGAGCAAAAAGGAUGUUCGCGCCACUCGUCCAUUAUCGGACGUGAUUCCCCCAACGGAUGUUGUCAACCGCAACUUCCUCAAUCUUGUUCAGAAGCUCCUCGCAUUCGACCCUGGCCAACGAAUAACCGUUCGAGACGCUCUGAACCACCCAUACUUUAAUCUUGCCAUUGCAGCCGAGAUCUAA